Eruca vesicaria subsp. sativa (arugula) is the source of this 876-nucleotide messenger RNA. The record is from the annotation of a GenBank genome assembly. NCBI's taxonomy places the organism in Eukaryota, Viridiplantae, Streptophyta, Magnoliopsida, Brassicales, Brassicaceae.
AUGGCGUACGAGGAAAACUUUCAGCAAACGUCCGAACCUAAAUAUAAAUGUCUUUUGUUUGACAUAGAUGAUACUCUUUAUCCUUUCAGUUCUGGUCUGGCUACGCUUGUUAAAAACAACAUUCAAGAGUACAUGACUCAGAAACUGGGUAUUGAAGAAGAUAAAAGUCCAAGAACUGCUGUGGGUUAUGACUUUGAUUACGACGAUUUCCAUCGUUUUGUUCAUGGGAGAUUGCCGUACACAACACUCAAGCCUGACCCUAUUUUGAGGAACAUUAUUCUUGGCUUGCCUCUUCGGAAAGUUGUUUUCACGAAUGCAGACAAGGCUCAUGCAGCCAAGAUUAUUAGCAGGCUAGGUCUAGAGGGCUGCUAUGAAAGAAUCAUAUCUUUCGAGACUCUGAACCCAAACACCAAUACUGAAUCUCUUGUUGCUGCUACUGAAACAAGAAGUUUCACUGCAAACCCUGACUCAAGUAUCCAACUCCCAAAGACUCCGGUUAUAUGCAAACCAUCUGAAGGAGCAUUCGAACAUGUUUUCAAGAUGACAAACAUCAACCCUCACAAGACAUUGUUCUUUGAUGAUAGCAUCCGUAACAUACAAACCGGGAAACGUGUGGGUCUCCACACCGUUUGGGUUGGGACCUCACACAGAGAUGAAGGAGUAGAUAUAGCAUUGGAGCAUAUUCACAACAUACGUGAGGCUCUUCCUGAACUAUGGGAAGCUGUUGACGACAAAGCGGAGGAGAUAUUAGAUCCAGGCAAAAAGUCGCCAUUGAAACCAUUGCUUAAACCAAACAGCUUCAAAGCUCAUAUAAUAACAAAGGACAUGAUUCUCAUGACAUCUGAGAAACUCAUGAAUACAAUAAUUCGUGUUUAG